UUCCGACAACCCGACCUUCCAUUUUACCCGUUCCACAUUUUAUCACUACCCCAUUGGCGGAAAGCACUAACGAGUGUACAUAGAUAGAAAGUGUCAAGCCUUUCGAGGCGUAUUUGUGUCUUUUAACAGCUAGGAAUUUACAACUUUAGGCUAGCAAUAUGAAUCCACCGUGUCAAAGAUGCGGGAAGCUGGUCUACCCGAUGGAAAAGCUCAAAUGCCUAGACUUGUACUGGCACAAACCAUGUUUCAAAUGCGAGGUGUGCGGGACGACGCUAAACCUAAAGAAUUACAAGGGAUACAACAAGAAACCGUACUGUCAAGCUCACUACCCCCAGACAAAGUUCACGACGGUGGCUGAAACUCCUGAGAUGCAAAGACUUAAACAGUUAACGGAGCAACAAAGUCAGGUCGAAUAUCACAAAGGUUUUGAAGAGACGAAAGGGAAAUAUACACAGAUAGCUGACGACCCCGAAACGAUGCGUCUGUCUCAAAAUAUGGGGACAAUAAGCUCGGUGAAAUACCAUGCUGAAUUCGAGAGACAGAAGGGGACGAAACUCUCUGUGGACACGGAUCCAGAAAUUGAGCGAACUAAACGCAAUAUGGCGACGAUUAGUAAUGCGGAGUAUCACAACCUGAAGCAACAGCGAAACGAUCAGGAAAAACGUCGACCUUCGGAUGCCGAGCAGUAUAGUCAAAUGCCGUACCUCCUACAAGAUACAACUUAUGAUAAAGCUCGCCAUUAUUCAAUUGAUGCUGGCCAACCUUCAUAUGUCGGUAGUCUGCCCCGUCAAAAAGGCGGCGAAAAUACCGCCAAAAGUUUGUACGCUGGCGGUAGCCAGACACUACCUAGAAAGGUUGGCGAGUAUGCACAUGAAGAGCGGCGCGGCUCCAAUAAUUCUGACGACCAAUUCAAACGCCCCACCGUCGAUUCGAAACCGGCCCCAGGUGGGGGUAUGACUCGUGUCUACAGCGCAACAGAAAACGACCCCUCCCCCUACUCAGCGCGAUCCCAACCUAGGGUCGUCUAUAGCUCAACAGGAGAUGUUCAUAGUACGAGCGGUAGCGCCUCCAAACCUAUCGGUUCCAUCUUCGAUAAAGACGACCCGCUCCAAGAGGACGAGUUUUACAAGGAGCGGAUGCGAGACAAACAACGCCGGGCCUCUUAUCAGCGCAAGGAGAAGCAAUUGCAUGGGUUCGGGUAUGUUGCGCAACCCGCACCCGUUAAGCAGGCUUCGCUUGAUUCGGCGGGGUCUCAGAGUUCGUAUCAAGACCAAGCGGCACAAAAUCGGCCACAAUCCACGGGGGCCUACGACUAUCAGUACGGCAACACAGGUUCGGGUUACGACCAUCACCAACCAGGUCACGAACGUCACUCCGCUUACAACCAAUACCGUCACUCGGAAUACGAACCUCAACAACACUCUGGCCAUGACCACCAUCGCCAAGAAGAGCCUAAGAAACGUAAUAUUUACCAACCGACGCCGUUCUCUAUGACGGACGCUCGAGUUGUGAAAUCUGUACCUCAGGACAAAGCACAGUCGAGUCCCCAGGCUCAGCGAAGGCCCAAUGAUGAUGGGCAAAAUCAGGGUUACACAGUUGAAAGACAGUACCGAGGGGAAGCACCAAAACAAAUGGAGCCGAAAGUGCAGAAUAUGGACAGACAGAAUCAGGACCCAAGAAGAUAUGAGGAGCCCCAAGGAUAUAGGAAUGACGAGCAACGAUACCAAGAGGAGCUCCAGAAAAGUUAUGUGGAUGAAUCGCGGAAAGGUUACCCGACUGAUAUGCAACGUGGGUUCCAACCAGAUGUUCGUGGGGACCAGAAACCAGCGUACCAAGAGGAGCCAGCAAGGGGUUACAAUGAACCCCCGAGAGGUUUUAGUGAUCCUCAGCAAGGUUACCAUGACCGACCACAAAAAGGCCAUAACGAUCCACAAAAGGGCUACAUGGAAACGUCAAUUGGUUAUAAUGAUCCACCUAUGGGUUAUAAUGAACCACCAAAGGGUUAUAAUGAACCGCCAAAGGGGUACAAUGAACCACCAAAGGGAUACAAUGAACCACCAAAGGGAUACAAUGAACCACCAAAGGGAUACAGUGAACCACCAAAGGGAUACAAUGAACCCCAGCGAGGCUCUUACAUUGAACCACAGAAGGGUUAUACUGAACCUCAGAAAGGCUACAGUGUUCCACAGCAAGGUUCUUAUAGCGAACCUAAUCGGGGCUCCUACGGUGAACAACCAAAGAACCACAGUGAUCCCCGUUCCUACACUGAACCGCCAAAAAGCUACAAGGAACCUCAGAGAGGAUAUAGUGAGGACGUGCAAAGUUAUCCUGCCGAACCAAAGGGUUAUCCACCACAGCAUGAAGAACCAGCCCGAGGAGGGUACCCCGAACCUGCCCGGGAUGAACCGCCCAAGUCACAGCAGCAGAAACCAAACGAUUUCCAGUAUGGGGCACCACAGAAAGGGUAUGAAUCACCGCGGCUCAACAAUGCCAGAUUGGGGUAUAAUGACCCACAGAAAGGUUUCGUCUCGUCUGAAGAUCUAAAAAUGCCGGACCUGUACCCUCAGAUUCAUAACAAUAUUCAUGACCCACCAAAAAGUUAUUCAGAUGCUCCACAAGAUAAUCCUCGAGGUUACAAUGGACAGCGAGAGGAUCCCCAUACCCCACAGAAAGAGGAUCGGAAGGCCAAGAAUGGGGUUCCAGGGUACAUGCAGGAGCAGAACUUCCAGAGUCCUUACUCGGCACGGAGUCAGCCUAAGAUUGCAUAUUCUUCGGUUGCGGAUGAACCCGCACCGCAGACCCACAAGAUUGGAUCUGUUGCUGAUCUAGAUCCUCACCCCGCCAGAAAUGAUUACCGCCAUUCCAGUGGAAACCAAUAUGGCGGCCAGCCGCAGUACCAACCACCAGCGCAAACGCAGCAUGCCCCGCAGCCGCAUCAUGCGCCUGUACAGCAACAAAUGUCAGGAAGAGGGACCCACCAAACUCACCAUAGUCACCAAACUCAUCCGACUCACUUGAGUCAUCAUCAUCAGGCUGCUCAUCAAACUCAACAGGCUCAUCACCAAACAAGUCAUCAAGCUCACCAAACGAGUCAUCAAACUCACCAAACGAGUCAUCCAAUUCACCAAAUGAGUCAUCAAACUCAACAAUCGAGUCACCACCAGACUCAGCAUCCUGCUCACGAGUCUCACCACUCGCACCAGACUCACGAGUCACCGUCGAGAUUUUCCACGUUCAAACAACAACAUUCGGUACCGACCACCCCCAGAUACCAAGCACUUUAUGACUACAGCGCGGGUGACGACGAUGAAGUCACUUUCCAAGAAGGCGACAUCAUCGUCGAUACGGAAACUAUCGAUCCCGGCUGGAUGAUGGGUCGCGUGGAACGUACGGGAAAGUCGGGAAUGUUGCCUUCAAAUUACGUUGAGGAGUUACGUUAGGAAUGGAAAAUUUUGGCAUUCGGAUCGCAAAUCUUUGAAAUAUUGUCGCACUUUGAGAGUUUUCGAAAUGGGUUGUAAUAUACGUAUAUUGUGGCUCAGAUUGUUGCAAUGAUUUGAUGAGGAUCUUAAACAUUUAUUGAAAUUGUUGCACGGUUAAGUUUUUGAAUUUGAUCGCGGAUUAUUGAUAUUUAGGUCUGAGUAUUGCAAUGAUUGAUCCUGGGUGAAAUGGUUUUCCGAGGAUUGUAUUACACAAGAAUAGCUUAUUGCAAUGAUCUGAAUAUACUGUAGGAGUGGCAUUUUUUUCUAACAUUGAAAAUUGCCGUCACACGAUUAGGUUUUUGAAAAGUUGAUUAUGUAUUUUAAUAUCGCAGUUCAUGUUGAGAUUUGUUGUAAAGUUUGUGCACACUCAAAAGUUUUAUGCUAAAGAAAUUGUGCACACUCAAUACUUUUUAGCUAAAAAUUAUUUUAUGCCUUAUUGACUGAAGUGCAUUUCAUACAGUUAAAUGCUAAUAACAUAUAAAUAGUCCCAUCCAACAGCAGCCAUGUAGCUAUAUUUAGAUAAAAUAUAUUACCUUAGGCCAAUGAAAUUUGAAAUCAGGUUCUCGUCAGACACUUUUAGGAAAUGGGUAAUGGUUUUUGUUCAUCUCUCAGCUUCUACCAUGAAUUAAAACAAUGAUUUUCCUGGUCAAAAACACAAACUCAUUGAAAAUAGUCUUAACGGCCAGAAAACUAAAAAAAAUGGUGAGGCUUUGGAAAAUAGUCACCAUCAGGGUUUGACCUUCGACUCCUUCAUGUUUAAACGUGUUUUUCUGUUGCUCUGGCCCUGUCCACAAGUCUUGCAAUUGAUUACGAGAACCAUGAUACCAUGUUUGAGUGGCCUCAUGUAGUUCUGACGGAUAGGUACAGAAAGUUUUUCUCGAAUUUAUUUGGUGGAAUUGGUAUUUGUAUUUGUAUAUCAUGAUUUAACCGAGAACAAGAAUCAUUUACAUGUAAUGAGAGAGAAAAAUAACUUUAAAGUUUAAUAGGUUUUUCAUUUACAUUGAACUUUUUAUGAAUGUUUUGUGAAAGAGGAGGGGGCAACAAGACGCUUGUUGGAUGCAGAAUUAUACAUCUAUUGUUGAACUCUCAACAUUUCAAAAGAAUUCCCUUGACAGGAAUUUCUUGGCCCCCCGGGUUACUGCCAGAUUCGAUUCACUCCACAACUUGUAUAUGUAUGCUUAUAUCACGCAGCAAAUUUAGUUUUAUAGCUUAGCUGCAGAUAGUUUCAUCAGCUUGGUUUUUGGUAGGCAAUGAAAGUUCUAACUUUUAUCGCAAGCAGAGGAAUUUUCCUUGUGUAAAUACUAUAAUAACUAAGCGUAACAUUUACAGUCCCCGAUCAGAAAUGACGUAGUUUGACUGCAUUCAAAGAUAUACCCAUUGAACAAUGGCGCUUACUUCAGCAAUUGAUGACUUUUUUGGGCAAUGAUCGGGGAUUGUAAUCUCGUUCCCUGAGUGAGUUCAUUGGGCAUGGAUGACACUGAGUUGACGUAGCUGGUUGACGGACUUGUUCUCGAAUGAGGCCAUCCUGGAGCUCAGGCCAACACUCGGCACCAUCGACCGAACUUGCCCUGAAUAAACCGACAUGCUUCACUGAUAUCACAACACCCCCGCCGUUUGAUGAUAAAUGCGUACCAUCCAUGUCUCAAAACCACUUUUCAAAUUAGUACAAACUGCUUUCUAGUUAUUCAAUAAGUCAUAUUCCAUUCAUUCCUUACUUUAAUUGACACUUCUGAUGUUCUUUUGUUGUAUUAGUCGAUGUUUUUCUCCAAACGCGGGGAGGAUGAUGGCUAUCAUCGGUUUAGUCCAGGGUCUGUAACGUAUGAGGGGAGGAGGAUAUAACUAACUCUGGAUUUUCGAGGAUGGACUAGGCCUGACCUCGAUCUAAAUGCUUAGCUGAAUAUUUUAAUGUGUCAUGCUUAUGUUCUAGAAUUACCUCAUUCUUGUAUUUGAUUUUAAACCAUUUUACACUGCAAGCGCAUAUUGCUGUAUAUAUUAUAAUGUUCAUGCAUUUUAUUUUGCAUUCAGGGUGUUCCCAAAAAAUUUGAGAACAACCUGGUUUAGAUAUUUCUUAGCACCCGGCGUAGAGAUUAAGUAAUGCGUAGGUUAGUAUGUAUGUUUUAUUGUUCGUCUGCCCGGCAAUGGACUCGACCAAAAACUGUCAACCCCUUUAUUUUAGCGUGUGCCUAACAUGUAUAUUAUCACGAGUUUAGUUUUAUAAGUUGUUAAAGAAAGGUCAAGCAUUGAUUACUGCUCUGAUGAUGUACAAAUGUAUUCAUUGGAAAAACAAUCAAUUUACGGAAUUUAAUGGUAGAGAAAUCUAAGAAGACAUUUUCCAAUAAAAUUAGGGGGCCGUGAAAUAUAUCGGUGUUUACAGCUGAUGAAAGAACUAUGAUGAUUACCGGUAUGUGUUAUUAGCUCAGUUGAUCAGAUGCACCCACUGUUUGUGUAUAAUUUCCGAUCAUCUGUAGCAUUUAGUACCCUCUUUAUACAACUCUGUACCAUACGUAAGUCUUGCUCGGUAGUUACUCACCUUCUCUCUUAAGAUUGAGGAGAACAUUUAUUUUGCACAUGUAUUGUUUCAUUUUGGUGCUCCCCAGUUGGGGCCCCGUGGUGUUGGUAGGUGUUGUACAUUUCAUUACUGUUGGCAAUGUGCAACUGAGGCCCAGAAUGGGGGUUUAGCAAUGAUGUAUUGUAUAUUCGGAAAUAGAUUAAAAAGAGUUUGGCAAUGGUGGGAUAAAAUCAUAUGGGUGAGAGAGCAGACAAAGAGCAUAAAAGAGCAGGCGAAGUCUGUAUAUUUUGUUAUGUUGUCAUCAGUACCAUCAUAUACCAUGCAUUGUUCUGUACAUCAUGUAAUGUGAGGGGAGUCCCUUGACCCCUUUUGAUACAUGUAUUGAGUUUUAGCACAGUACUAUGCACUAUAUUGUGAUAGGUAGAGAUUUCUGUUUAUUUGCGUCUGUAGGCGGAGAUUGAGCAUAUUUGCCCAAUGUAGAUUAUCCUUUAUCUGCUAUUUGUUGGGGGGGAGGGGGGAGGGGUGGAUAACUUUGCUGUGUGGUUCACAGUAUAUUGGAGUAGGUUACUCCUACUUUUCCUUUGUGCUCAUGUGGUGUGGGGAACUGUGUUCAGUUACCUUAGUAUUCACUUAAUACAGUAGAAUCUCUCUAUAAAAGACACCCUUGGGACUGACAAAUGCUGUCCUUAAUUGAGAGGUUUCCGGAAUACAGAGGUCAAAUUCAAUGGAAUUGACUAAUUUGGAAACAAAUUGAGGGUAACUAAUUGAAAGGGUGUCCUCAAAAGAGAGGGAGGUUCCUCUUUUUGUAAAUUUUUGCCAUUUUGAGAAGACUCCAAAGUUAAAUAUUUAUUUGAAGAAUGAGGAAUACAAUGUCGUGAAAUGAAGUAGAUUUGGCAUGCAUAUAUUCUUUGCAGCACCACCUUUUAGAAUGGUACAGAAUGGUGCAUCUUUAUAUUGAGUAGUGAUUGUGCUCAAAACUAGGUAUAAAUGAAAAUGGCAUCAUCGAUAAGUGAAAAAACAUAUGUCUACAUGUACUACUAUCUACAGUUGUUUCAUUUUGCAUUGGACUUUUGAUGUACUAAUAUAUGCCUAUCCCAUUGUUACAUGUUUUUAUGCUGUCAAGCCUAGGUUAAGAGAGCUUGUAAGCUAUGCUUGAUGAUAUAAAUUUGCGUGUGGAGCAGUAGACCAUCCAAAAAUCGACGAUUCAAAUCUGAGUCAACACUUGAGUUCUCAGUAUUUCUCGUAUUCAUAUAAAUUUGUGUGGUUCUUUUUCUCCACCAAACCAGGCCAGAGAUUCCCUCGAUACAGCUGAACUACCAAGUGAAUAGCAACUGUGUUUGAAGGCCGUCAUGGUGAUACCUUAUUUUUAGCUUUAGUGUACAGUGUGUGAUUGUAUCGGCAGUGUAAUAUUUUAGUCCUUGCUUUGUAUACAAUGUAAGCUUUCUGUUCAAAUAAUACAAUUAUGUAACUAUAUAUCUUGUUCUCAAUCAAA
Molecule: messenger RNA, 7480 nt
Organism: Lineus longissimus
Lineage: Eukaryota; Metazoa; Nemertea; Pilidiophora; Heteronemertea; Lineidae
Product: LIM and SH3 domain protein Lasp-like
Exons: 13
Coding region: 159-3440 (1093 amino acids)
Cellular component (GO): focal adhesion
Molecular function (GO): actin filament binding
Source: RefSeq, a predicted model, not a curated record